CGGGGAGAGAGAGAGAGUAUGAUGGAUGCGAAUCAGGUAGCAGAGCUUAGAAGAUUCGUCGAAAAGUUGAAAUCAAAUCCUUUUCUGGCUUUCUUCAAGGAGUAUCUCCGAAGUUUAGGAGCUCAAGUUCCCAAGAUUGAGAAAACUGAAAUAGAUUAUGAAGAUAUGGCUGAGACUAAACCAAAUUUCUCUCCUAAACAUGAUGAUGAUGAUGAUGAUGUUAUGGAGUCUGAUGUUGAACUGGACAACUCUGAUGUGAUUGAACCUGAACUAAACCCAAUUUUACUAGUUCUCUCUCUCUCUCUCUUUUCAUGUGAGAGUGUGUUGCUAAAAGUUAAGAAGCCAAAUGCUGCAAUUCGCGAUGCCAACGAGGCUUUACAGUUCAACCCUGAUUCAGCUAAGGGGUACAAGUCACGAGGUAUGGCUAGGGCCAUGUUAGGCCAAUGGGAAGAGGCUGCAGUUGAUCUACAUGUAGCUUCAAAAUUAGAUUACGACGAGGAGAUAGGGACGAUUCUUAAGAAGGUUGAACCCAAUGCAAAGAGAAUCGAAGAACACCGCAGAAAAUAUCAACGCCUGAGGAAAGAAAAGGAGCUUCAAAGGGCUGAGCGCGAGAGACAACAACAGCAAGAAGCCCAGGAGCGAGAAGCUCAGGCUGCACUCAAAGACGGACAAGUGAUUAGCAUCCACUCAACAAGCGAACUAGAAGCAAAGAAAAAGGCCGCUAAGAAGGCAUCGCGUCUGCUCAUCCUUUACUUCACAGCCACAUGGUGUGGACCGUGCCGUUAUAUGUCUCCUCUGUACUCAAACCUGGCAACACAGCACCCGAGAGUCGUUUUCUUGAAAGUUGACAUAGACGAGGCCAACGACGUGGCUGCAUCUUGGAACAUUAGCAGCGUCCCGACCUUUUGCUUCAUCAGAGAUGGCAAAGAGGUAGACAAGGUUGUCGGAGCUGAUAAAGGUUCCCUUGAGCAGAAGAUUGCACAGCACUCUACUUCUAAGUAAGGGCUUAUCUCUUCUCUCAUUACUCUCUUCGCGUGUACUGUAUCUAUGCAAUACAAUCGUUUGUCCCAUAAUUUAAAUUUGUAGAAUAACUUUCUUAGGAUUUGUAAUUUGUUUACAUGACAGAUCAGAUCAGUAAUAAAUAUAACAGCUAAAAGAGGGUUUAAAAGAGCA
Messenger RNA from Camelina sativa (false flax), 1173 nucleotides. RefSeq names its product TPR repeat-containing thioredoxin TDX-like. Gene Ontology annotation, cellular component: histone deacetylase complex. Lineage: Eukaryota; Viridiplantae; Streptophyta; Magnoliopsida; Brassicales; Brassicaceae. The record is from RefSeq and is a predicted model, not a curated record. Gene Ontology annotation, molecular function: Hsp70 protein binding.